AGAGCUUGCUAUUCCUAUCCUAUAUAUACAACGCAAAUGCGCAACACUUGACAGAUUACAUCGAGAGGAUCUGUAGAACUAAGGGCAGAAGCAGCGACAUCCAGCGAGCAAGAAGUACAAACGAGAGCAAAGGAAAGAUCGCAAGAUUGAUAGAUCCGAGAUGGUAGCCAAGGCGGAGAUGAGCGCCAUGGAGUUGGAGAAGGUGAUGAGCGACGGGGAGGUGGUGCUCGGCGGCGCCGGGGACGAGGAGGAGGACGACGACGACGUGGUGCUGCCGGGGUACCGGUUCCACCCCACCGACGAGGAGCUAGUCACCUUCUACCUCCGCCGCAAGGUGGCCAGGAAGCCGCUCCGCAUCGAGGUCAUCCGGGAGAUGGACAUCUACAAGCACGACCCAUGGGAUCUCCCCAAGGCGAGCACGGUCGGUGGGGAGAAAGAGUGGUACUUCUUCUGCCUGAGGGGCAGGAAGUACCGGAACAGCAUCCGGCCAAACCGGGUCACCGGCUCCGGCUUCUGGAAGGCCACCGGCAUCGACCGGCCCAUCUACUCC
Molecule: messenger RNA, 550 nt
Organism: Triticum urartu
Lineage: Eukaryota; Viridiplantae; Streptophyta; Magnoliopsida; Poales; Poaceae
Source: RefSeq, a predicted model, not a curated record